Erinaceus europaeus (western European hedgehog) is the source of this 939-nucleotide messenger RNA. RefSeq names its product olfactory receptor 2G3-like. Gene Ontology annotation, molecular function: olfactory receptor activity; G protein-coupled receptor activity. The record is from RefSeq and is a predicted model, not a curated record. Lineage: Eukaryota; Metazoa; Chordata; Mammalia; Eulipotyphla; Erinaceidae. The transcript has a single exon. The coding region runs from base 1 to 939 and encodes 312 amino acids. Gene Ontology annotation, cellular component: membrane. Gene Ontology annotation, biological process: G protein-coupled receptor signaling pathway.
AUGGAAGGAGAAAAUGUGAGUUUCCCACACACAGUUGUCCUCUUGGGCUUCUCUGAUCAUCCCUGGCUACAGAUGCCCCUCUCUGGGCUGGUCUUGGUCUCCUGUAUGCUCACCCUGGUGGGAAAUGGUUCCAUCAUCCUCCUGUCCCUGCUGGACCCCAGACUCCAGACCCCCAUGUACUUCUUCCUGGACAACCUCUCUGUGUUAGACCUUUGUGUCACCUGCAUCACUAUACCCCAGCUACUGAGCAACCUCUGGGGACCAGACAAGACAAUUACAUCCUGGGGAUGUAUCACCCAGGCCUACCUGUUCCACUUGACAGGGUGCACUGAAUGUGCCCUAUUGGCCGUGAUGGCCUUUGAUCGCUAUGUGGCCAUCUGCCGGCCCCUGCAAUACACACUCAUCAUGCACUCCUGGCUGUGUGUGCAGCUGGCGGUCAUGGCCUGGUCCAGUGGGCUGGCCAAUGCUCUGCUCCAAGCCACACUCACCCUCCAGCUGCCAUUCUGUGGUCACCACACACUAGACCACUUCUUCUGUGAGGUACCUGUCCUCAUCAAGAUGGCCUGUGGUGACACCACUGCUAAUGAAUUGUCUCUGACUGUGGGAGCCAUCCCUUUUGUUCUGGCAGCCCCACUGCUGGUGCUCAUCUCCUACACAUUCAUCACCAGAGCUGUGCUCAAGUUACCUUCUGCAGCAGGAAGGUACAAGGCGCUCAGUACUUGCAGCUCCCACCUGGUGGUUGUCAUCAUGUUCUUUGGGCCUUCCAUUUACAUGUACCUCCAGCCCCCUGCCAACAAUACCCAGGCCAAGUUCAUGUCCUUCUUCUACUGUGUCAUCACCCCUGUGCUCAAUCCCCUCAUCUAUACUCUGAGAAACAAGGAUGUGAAGAGAGCCUGGCAGAGGAUCCUGCAACCCCUGCUGGGUGGGGUCAAAUCAUGA